AUGGAAAAUGAAGAUACAUAUUCAGAUGCGAAAGAGAAGCUUGGAUAUUUGGAUCCACCGAGAAAGGUGAACGGAAAACACACACCUCAAGGGAGGAUUAAUUCCAGUCUUUUACAGGGGGAUGACUCUGUACGGCGAAACAUAUGUCAGGGAGACAACAGGAAUGAGCGCACCGCAAACGGGGAGAUUUUCACUGAAAUAUCAGUAAUUAAUAUUCAACAAAGGUUGUGGGACAGAAUAUAUAAAUGCCUGGAGUGCGGAAAAAGUUUCAGGCAGAGAGCACACUUUGCUUCCCAUCAAAGAAUUCACACAGGAGAGAAACCAUAUAAAUGCCUCGAGUGUGGGAAAAGCUUCAGGCGAAGUUCCAGACUUACUUCCCAUCAGAGAAUUCACACAGGGGAGAAACCAUAUAAAUGUUUGGAGUGCGGAAAAUGUUUCAGACAGAAUCCAAACCUGAUUGCCCACCAAAGGACACACACAGGGGAGAAACCAUAUAAAUGCCUGGAGUGUGGGAAAAGUUUCAGCCAGAGUUCCAGUCUUACUUACCACCAAAGAAUUCACACAGGGGAGAAACCAUAUAAAUGUCUGGUGUGUGGAAAAACCUUCAGUGUCAGUUCUACUCUUAUUACCCAUCAAAGAAUUCACACAGGUGAAAAACCAUAUAAAUGCCUGGAGUGUGGAAAAAGUUUCUGUGACCGUUCCACUCUGACUAACCAUCGAAGAAUUCACACAGGGGAAAAACCAAAUAAAUGCCUGGAGUGUGGAAAAUGCUUCAGUGAAAGUUCUGGUCUUGCUUCCCAUCAAAGAAUUCACACAGGGGAGGAGCGAUACAAAUGUAUGGAGUGUGGGAAAAGCUUCACUAAAAGUUCCACUCUUACAUCCCAUCAAAGAAUUCACACUGGAGAGAAACCAUACCAGUGCCUGGAUUGUGGAAAAAGCUUCAGUCUAAGUUCCAGUCUUACUUCUCAUCGAAGAAUUCACACAGGGGAGGAACGAUACAAAUGUAUGGACUGUGGGAAAAGCUUCACUAAAAGUUCCACUCUUAAUUCCCAUGGAAGAAUUCACACAGGGGAGACCCCAUACAAAUGCCUAGAAUGUGGGAAAAGCUUCAAUCGAAGUUCCAAUCUUGUUUCCCAUCAAAGAAUUCACACAGGGGAGAAACGCUACAAAUGCAUGGAGUGUGGGAAAAACUUCACUCACAGUUCCACUCUCAGGUCCCAUCGAAGAAUUCACACAGGAGAGAAACCAUAUAAAUGCCUAGAGUGUGGGAAAAGCUUCAGUCACAGUGGAAGCCUUACUUCCCAUGGAAGAACUCACAAAGGGAGAACCCAUAUAAAUGCCUGGAGUGUGGGAAAAGCUUCACUUAAACCGUUCAUUGUUCCUCAGUCUGAAGGGUGUUGGGGCGAUGUCCCUGGCCGCAUUGAUCGGCGGUGA
Molecule: messenger RNA, 1434 nt
Organism: Heteronotia binoei (common prickly gecko)
Lineage: Eukaryota; Metazoa; Chordata; Lepidosauria; Squamata; Gekkonidae
Product: zinc finger protein 501-like
Exons: 2
Coding region: 1-1434 (477 amino acids)
Source: RefSeq, a predicted model, not a curated record